Portunus trituberculatus (swimming crab) is the source of this 1837-nucleotide messenger RNA. RefSeq names its product inorganic pyrophosphatase-like (gene Nurf-38). The coding region runs from base 201 to 1532 and encodes 443 amino acids. Gene Ontology annotation, molecular function: magnesium ion binding; inorganic diphosphate phosphatase activity. Gene Ontology annotation, cellular component: cytoplasm. The transcript has 7 exons. Gene Ontology annotation, biological process: phosphate-containing compound metabolic process. Lineage: Eukaryota; Metazoa; Arthropoda; Malacostraca; Decapoda; Portunidae. The record is from RefSeq and is a predicted model, not a curated record.
GUCUGGCUCUGAGCCGUCCAGGAGGCGCGUCUCGCUCGCUUGAAGAGCUCUCGGGCUGUUACACGAUCGGCCACUGUAUUGCCCCGUGCCCUACACUUUGCCGCGCUCCGCCCGGCCCAGGGCCGCGCCCCUGGACUAAGAGCUUAUAACACACGUAACACAUCGUUGUGGUCUCCUUCAGUAGAGUUACCGACAAUACAAUGGUGGACCUGAUGAGUGUGCGAGGCGCAGGGUGGGCGUUGGCGGCGGUGCUCGCGGUGAUGGUGUGGCCGACGCUGGACGGCCUUCCCAGGAACAGUCUGACUCUUGUGUCGCCCUCCGGAAACCGCACCACCUGGUGGACGCGGGGCAGCACGGGCCCUUGGCAGCCUCAGCAUGUGUGGCAACCCGCGGGGCGUCUUCCCGUCAAGGUGCGCAUCACAACAAAACUCAAGUCAGCCAAGCACCGGGGGCCGCCCCUGCACCCCGACACUUACUCCGACACAGCAGCAGCAGUAGCAGGAGCAGGAGGAGCAUGGCACAAUAGCAACCCCAAUUCCUGUGCCCACUGCGGGACAUCCAUUAUCUCAGGCAACAGAGGGCACAACUGGGUGGGGAAGCUGCCGCACAUGGGGGGCCGCCCGUCCGUCACAGUGUGGCCCUUCUCCGUCAGCAGUAACGGCCGCGUCAAUGUCACCACCAUAGAGAAGGGCAUCCCCAACACCAAGUCCUUCCUCAUCUACUUCGCGAAGGAUAACGGGCCCAUCUCCCCGUUCCACGACAUCCCGCUGUUCGCCAAUGAGGGUAACAAGAUCUUCAACAUGGUGGUGGAGGUGCCGCGCUGGACUAACGCUAAGAUGGAGAUCGCCACCAAGGACCCUCUGAACCCAAUCAAGCAGGAUGUCAAGAAGGGCAAGUUGAGGUUUGUGGCCAAUGUCUUCCCUCACCAUGGCUACAUCUGGAACUAUGGUGCCCUUCCCCAGACCUGGGAGGAUCCAAGCCACAUGGAUGAAGCAACUGGUUGUAAAGGAGACAAUGACCCCAUUGAUGUGUGUGAGAUUGGCUACCGAGUGGCCAAGCGAGGCGAGGUGCUCCAGGUUAAGGUGCUGGGUACCAUUGCUCUGAUUGAUGAGGGAGAGACGGACUGGAAACUGAUUGCUAUUGAUGUCAAUGACCCCUUGGCCCCCCAACUGAGUGAUAUUAAUGAUGUAGAGAAGCAUAUGCCAGGCUUUCUAAAGGCAACUGUGGAGUGGUUCAGGAUUUAUAAGAUUCCUGAUGGCAAGCCUGAGAACCAGUUUGCAUUUAAUGGAGAAGCGAAGGACAGAGAAUUUGCUCACAAGGUGAUCAUGGAGACCCAUGAGUCCUGGCAGCACCUGGUGGAGGGCAAGUCUGAUGCUGGGGGACUGAGCACAAGCUGUGUCACGUUGCCCAAUGCUCACAGCAAGCUGUCUGUGGUGGAGGCUGAAGAGGUGGUGGGCAGCUCACCUGAAGCAGGUCCUGGGCAGCCUAUUGAUCCCAAAGUUGACCUGUGGCAUUACGUGUCACUGAAGUGACUGUCUCACACACCUAAGCCUCAUCUGUGACUUAAGACUCAGCCUGGCAUGUUGGAGCGCCUUGUUUUGCAUGGAAUAAAGUAAGACUUGUAUGAAAAUUUAAACCAGAGGCUGUAUUUGUUUGUUUGUCAAACAUCAGUUUCAUUUUUUGGAAAUCUUAUUUUAUUUCAUUUGUACAAAUUAAUACCCAAGAUUGCUAGGGAAAAAAAAUUGUUAUUAUUUAUGUAUUUAUUAUGCAUGUCUAGUAUGAGGCUAUUGUUAAUGUGUUGAAACCUCAAUGGCAUCGAACAAGAAUGUUUAGAUUA